Molecule: messenger RNA, 8219 nt
Organism: Pteronotus mesoamericanus
Lineage: Eukaryota; Metazoa; Chordata; Mammalia; Chiroptera; Mormoopidae
Gene: ATG2B
Product: autophagy related 2B
Exons: 42
Coding region: 455-6694 (2079 amino acids)
Biological process (GO): reticulophagy; autophagy of mitochondrion; piecemeal microautophagy of the nucleus
Cellular component (GO): phagophore assembly site
Molecular function (GO): phosphatidylinositol-3-phosphate binding
Source: RefSeq, a predicted model, not a curated record
ACUUCCGCCAGCGCCCGGUUGCGCGCCGGGAGUUCGGGUCUCGCGAACGCGCUUGGGAGCGUCGCCAGAGUCGGGAGCGCGCCCUCGGAUGACAACAAAUUCGUCGCGCGGCGGCGGUGGAGGUGUCCGCCUGAGCCCCUGCCUCGGGCCCUGCUGCCUCCCCUCGCACUGUCUUGCGCCCCAUCUCUGUGCGGACUACGAUCUCCCCGGAACCUCCCAGGCCUGGGGCGACAGGGACUCCUCCGCCCCUUGUCUGCGGCAGGCCUCGAGCGAGCGGCGCGACCCAGGAGAUGGGGUCGCCCUGAGGGACGGCUGGUGCCAGGCGGGCAUGGAGGGGCCGCCCCGGGCUUAGGCCCCGCCACGGCCUGGGGACGCCGGCCGGGACCCGAGGCCGGAGCCGCCACCGCGCGCAGCCAGCGCCGGCCCAGCGCCGGCCCACCUGCCAGCCCUCACCAUGCCUUGGCCGUUUUCUGAGUCCAUCAAGAAGAGGGCCUGUCGUUACCUCCUGCAGAGGUACCUGGGCCACUUCCUGCAGGAGAAGCUGAGCCUGGAGCAGCUCAGCCUGGACCUGUACCAGGGCACCGGGUCCCUCUCCCAGGUCCCCUUGGACAAAUGGUGUCUCAAUGAGAUCCUGGAGUCAGCCGAUGCGCCUUUAGAAGUCACGGAAGGAUUCAUACAGUCGAUUUCCCUGUCAGUUCCAUGGGGCUCCUUGCUGCAGGAUAACUGCGCACUGGAAGUGAAAGGGCUGGAAAUGGUCUUCCGACCUAGACCUCGCCUAGCAACUGGUUCUGAGCCUAUGUAUUGGUCAAGUUUCAUGACCAGCAGUAUGCAGCUGGCAAAAGAAUGUCUUAGCCAGAAACUCACAGACGAGCAAGGAGAAGGAUCCCAGCCUUUUGAAGGACUUGAAAAGUUCGCUGAAACCAUUGAAACAGUGCUAAGAAGAGUAAAAGUCACUUUUUUAGACACUGUCUUGAGGAUUGAACAUGUGCCAGAAAAUUCCAAAACUGGAACUGCACUUGAAAUUCGAAUAGAAAGAACUGUGUACUGUGAUGAGACUGCGGACGAGUCUUCAGGAAUUAACGUGCAUCAGCCCACAGCCUUCGCUCGCAAGUUGCUUCAGCUCUCUGGAGUCUCUCUCUUCUGGGAUGAGUUUUCUGCGUCAGCAAAGUCUUCCCCAGUGUGUUCAACUGCACCAGCGGAAACUGAGCCAAAGCUGUCACCCAGCUGGAAUCCUAAAAUUAUUUAUGAGCCACACCCACAGCUAACCAGAAGUUUACCAGAGGUAGCGCCCUCUGACCCAGUGCAGAUCGGAGGGCUGAUGGGCAGACUGGAGUUGAGUCUCAUGCUGAAACAGAAUGAAGUACUUCCGGGAGCUAAGUUGGAUAUUGAUGGACAGAUAGACUCUAUUCAUCUAUUCCUGUCUCCAAGACAGGUCCACUUGCUUUUGGAUAUGUUAGCGGCUAUUGCUGGACCAGAAAAUCCUAGCAAAAUAGGUUUAGGUAAUAAAGAUAGGAAAAAUCGACCCAUGCAACAGGAAGAAGAAUAUCGCAUUCAGAUGGAAUUAAACCGGUAUUAUCUGAGAAAAGAUUCCCUCUCUGUGGGUGUAUCUUCAGAGCAAAGCUUUUAUGAGACAGAAACAGCUCGUACACCUUCUAGCCGUGAAGAAGAAGUUUUCUUCUCCAUGGCUGAUAUGGACAUGUCCCAUAGUCUCUCUUCUCUUCCACCCCUGGGGGACCCCCCAAAUAUGGACCUUGAGUUAUCAUUGACGAGCACGUAUACAAAUACCCCAGCAGGAUCUCCAUUAAGUGCCACCGUGCUUCAGCCACCGUGGGGGGAGUUCCUCGAUCGCCACAAAGAGCCGCCGGCGAGAGGGCCCGCACCGCCCUCCAACUUGCUGCACCCGCCGUCCUUACAGAAGGCUCCUCUCCCGUCUAGGUCUGUUUCAGUGGAUGAAUCCAGGCCGGAACUUAUUUUCAGACUCGCUGUGGGGACUUUCUCUGUCUCUGUGCUUCACAUUGACCCGCUGUCUCCACCCGAAACGUCAUUGAACCUUAAUCCACUGACACCCCUGGCAGUAGCUUUCUUUUCUUGUAUAGAAAAGAUUGAUCCAGUGAGGUUUUCAACAGAUGAUUUUAAGUCUUUCCGAACAGUAUUUGCAGAAGCUUGCUCACAUGAUCACCUUAGAUUUAUAGGUACUGGCAUCAAAGUAUCCUAUGAACAAAGACAAAGAUCAGCUUCCAGAUAUUUUAGUACGGAUAUGUCCGUUGGGCAAAUGGAACUUUUGGAGUGCCUCUUUCCAACGGAUUUUCAUGCUGUUUCUCCUCACUACACAGAGCUUUUGAUGUUCCAUUCCAAAGAACGGAGUGAUUCUCAUGCCCCCGCGUGUCUCCAGCUUCACUACAAGCAUUCGGAGAAUAAAGGAGCCCAGGGUAAUCAAGCAAGACUUAGUUCUGUUCCUCAGAAGGCAGAAUUACAAAUUAAACUAAGCCCAGUGUUUUGUGAGCUGGAUAUCAGUAUUGUGGACAGGUUAAACUCCUUGCUGCAGCCACAGAAGCUUACUACAGUGGAGAUGAUGGCAUCUCACAUGUAUACUUCAUAUAAUAAGCAUAUUAGUUUGCACAAGGCUUUCACUGAAGUAUUUCUAGAUGACUCACAUAACCCUGCAAAUUGUCGGAUAUCAGUGCAAGUUGCCACGCCAGCAUUAAACCUUUCCGUUCGCUUCCCAAUACCCGAUCUUCGAUCGGAUCAAGAAAGAGGACCAUGGUUUAAGAAGUCGCUUCAGAAGGAGAUUCUUCAUUUAGCAUUCACAGAUCUAGAAUUUAAGACUGAAUUUGUAGGAGGAUCAACCCCAGAACAAACUAAAUUGGAGCUCACCUUUAGAGAACUAGUCGGGUCAUUCCAGGAAGAUAAAGGAGGGCCAUCCAUUAAGUUUUUCCACGUGUCUAGUGGAGCAGAUGGAGAUACGACGUCGUCGGAUGACUUUGACUGGCCACGAAUCGUGCUGAAAGUGAACCCCCCAGCCAUGCAUUCCAUCCUGGAGAGAAUCGCGGCGGAGGAGGAGGAGGAGGAGGGGGAUGGCCGCUAUCAGGAAGAGGAGGAGGGCGGCGCACACUCGCUGAAGGACGUGUGUGAUCUCAGGAGGCCGGCGCCCUCUCCCUUCUCCUCUCGCAGAGUCAUGUUCGAGAACGAACAGAUGGUGAUGCCAGGAGACCCUGUAGAAAUGACGGAGUUCCAGGACAAAGCAAUCAGCAAUUCUCACUACGUGCUGGAACUCACGUUACCCAGCAUUCACGUAACGCUACCGAAUAAAAGCUUUUAUGAGAAGCUUUACAACAGGAUCUUCAAUGACUUGUUGCUGUGGGAACCAACAGCUCCUUCACCAGUGGAGACUUUUGAAAAUAUUUCCUAUGGUGUUGGGCUUUCGGUAGCCAGUCAACUGAUCAAUACCUUCAACAAAGAUAGCUUUAGUCCAUUUAAAUCUACAGUUCACUAUGACGAGGAAAGUGGAUCUGAGGAGGAGACUUUGCAGUAUUUUUCUACUCUUGAUCCCAACUAUCGUUCCCGUAGGAAAAAAAAACUCGACUCUCAGAACAAACACUCGCAGAGUUUUCUCUCAGUUCUUCUGACUAUUAAUCAUGGAUUAGUGGCAGUGUUCACAGAUGUUAAGCAAGAUGAUGGCGAUCUGGUGGGAGACAAGCACGGUGAAUUCUGGUUAGAGUUCAGCAGCGGUUCGUUGUUCUGUGUGACAAAAUAUGAAGGGUUUGAGGACAAGCACUACAUCUGCCUUCAUUCCAGCAGCUUCAGUCUAUACCACAAAGGCCUGGUGGACGGAGUGAUUGUCCCCGCAGAAGUGCGGCUGCCUGGCUCAACCCGCCCGCAUUGGCUGGAGCCCACGAUUUAUUCCUCCGAAGAAAAUGGCCUCAGUAGAGCUUCUUCCGAUGGUGUUGGAGGAGACCCUUCGAAUAUGCUCUCCGUUGCAGUGAAGAUACUGUCUGAUAAGUCAGAGUCCAAUACAAAGGAAUUCCUCGUCGCCGUGGGGCUGAAAGGAGCCACUCUCCAGCACAGGGUGCUCCCUUCCGGGCUGAGCUGGCACGAGCAGAUUUUAUACUUCUUGAAUAUUGCUGAUGAGCCUGUUUUGGGAUAUAAUCCUCCAACUUCAUUUACAACUUUUCAUGUUCAUCUCUGGAGCUGUGCACUUGAUUACAGGCCUCUCUAUUUGCCGAUCCGGUCUCUCCUCACGGUCGAAACUUUCAGCGUGUCAAGUAGCGUCGCCUUGGAUAAGUCGUCCUCUACUCUCAGAAUAAUCUUGGAUGAAGCUGCUUUACAUCUGUCUGACAAGUGUAAUACUGUCACUAUAAAUUUGAAUAGAGAUUAUGUCCGGGUGAUGGAUAUGGGGCUUUUGGAAUUAACCAUAACUGCAGUGAAAUCUGAUUCUGAUGGAGAGCAAACGGGCUCGCGCUUUGAGCUGCACUGUUCCAGUGACAUUGUGCACAUCAGGACGUGCUCAGACUCCUGCGCCGCGCUCAUGAAUCUCAUCCAGUACAUCGCGAGCUACGGGGACCUGCAGGCGGCCAGCAAGGCGGAGGCGAAGCCGGGAGCCCCGCAAAGGAAGACCACGGUAGACUCCGGCGGCCCGGCCUCCUCCCGCGGCCCGGUGCUCCCCGAAGCAGAUCAGCAGAUGCUACGAGAUCUGAUGAGUGACGCAAUGGAGGAGGUCGACGUGCACCAAGCCGGCCACUCUGUGAAGCCGCAGGCGAACGGCAUUUUGGAUGAAAAGUCUCCCGUUCAGGAGCCGUGUUGUUCAGACCUCUUCCUGUUUCCGGAUGAGAGUGGGAAUGCGUCCCAGGAGCCCGGCCCCACGUACGCCUCCUUCACCCACCACCUGAUUAGUGACGCAAUGACUGGUGUGCCUACUGAAAACGACGACUUUUGCAUUCUUUUCGCACCAAGGGCAACCAUUCAGGAGAAGGAGGAAGAGCCCGUGGUGAAAAUCAUGGUGGAUGACACAAUCGUGAUACGCGACAACUACUUCGGCCUGCCCGCUGGGAAGGCUGACGCGAGCAGGGCGCCCCUGCACUUCCCGCGGCCCGUGGUGCGGUAUGUUGUCAAGGAGGUCUCUCUCGUCUGGCACCUUUAUGGGGGCAAGGAUUUCAGAACAGCUCCCCCGACUUCUCCGGCGAAAAGUUACAUCAGCCCCCACAGUUCGCCCUCUCACGCGCCCACCAGACAUGGACGUAAUACAGUCUGUGGGGGGAAAGGGAGGAACCAUGACUUCUUAAUGGAGAUACAGUUAAGCAAGGUGAAGUUCCAGCAUGAGGUCUACCCGCCGUGCACGCCGGACUGUGACCCGGGCCUGCUGGAGCACCCAGCCUCCCGGCAGGUGUUCGUCGUGCAGGACCUCGAGAUCCGAGACCGCCUGGCGACCUCGCAGAUGAACAAGUUCUUGUACCUGUACUGUAGUAAAGAAAUGCCUCGGAAAGCCCAUUCCAAUAUGUUGACCGUGAAAGCGUUGCACGUGCGCCCGGAGUCGGGCCGGUCCCCGCAGGAGUGUUGCUUAAGGGUGUCACUCAUGCCGCUCCGCCUCAACAUUGACCAGGACGCCUUGUUCUUCCUGAAGGAUUUCUUCACAAGUCUCUCUACAGAAGUAGAGCUUCUAAUGGCUCCCGAUCCAGAAGUUAAAAAGUCUCCCGGGUCCGACGUCACCUGCAGUUUGCCAAGGCACUUAAGCACCUCGAAGGAGCCGAGUCUAGUUCUUUCUUUCCCUGGGCCAAAGCAACCUUCCCGGAACGAGAGUGCCAGUUCCGCGGAAGCGGUGAACGGGGAGGAAGAGAAGGGCUUCUCGGCGGAAGAGGCGUCGUUUAGUGACCAGCCUGUGUUUUUUAGAGAAUUUAGAUUCACAUCAGAAGUUCCUAUUCGACUUGAUUAUCAUGGCAAACAUGUAUCAAUGGAUCAGGGCACAUUAGCUGGGAUUUUGAUCGGCCUGGCCCAGUUAAACUGCUCGGAGCUGAAGCUGAAGAGGCUCUUCUAUCGGCAUGGUUUGCUAGGUGUUGACAAAUUAUUCUCCUAUGCAAUCACUGAAUGGCUUACUGACAUUAAGAAGAACCAGCUGCCAGGAAUCCUGGGAGGUGUUGGGCCCAUGCACUCCCUAGUCCAGUUAGUGCAAGGCCUGAAGGACUUGGUCUGGCUGCCCAUUGAGCAGUACCGGAAGGACGGCCGCAUCGUCAGGGGGUUCCAGAGAGGCGCCGCCUCCUUUGGCACCUCGACAGCCAUGGCUGCCCUGGAACUCACCAACAGGAUGGUCCAAACCAUACAGGCCGCGGCCGAGACUGCUUAUGACAUGGUGUCUCCUGGCACCCUUUCCAUCGAGCCCAAGAAGAUGAGACGGUUUCCUCAUCACCGCCUAGCCCACCAGCCGGUGGACCUGCGGGAAGGUGUGGCCAAGGCCUACAGUGUUGUGAAAGAGGGCAUCGCGGACACGGCUCACACCAUUUACGAGACCGCGGCCCGCGAGCACGAGAGCCGAGGGGUCACGGGGGCCGUGGGCGAGGUCCUGCGCCAGAUCCCGCCGGCGGUGGUGAAACCUCUGAUCGUUGCCACGGAGGCCACAUCCAACGUGUUAGGAGGCAUGAGAAACCAGAUGAGACCGGACGUCCGGCAAGACGAGUCCCAGAAGUGGCGCCACGGGGAAGACUGACGCUUCCGAUGCGACUCCCGGCAAGGACGAGGGUGGAGCCAAGGAGCUGAGCGUCCCAGGGGCAGCUUUAGAGGGAACCCACGUGAUUUCAUUGUGCUCAUCUCAGGAACAAAGGCAUGUCUUAGUUAAGUAACUUAAUGUCCCCAAAACGUGCAACCAACACUUCUGCCAUUUUAGGGCUAGUUUGGUACUUGCCUGUAGAAACGUUUGAUGGCUGGUGUCAAAAGUCCUUAGAACAUUGCUGCCAAGUUAGUGGAAUGCUUGCUUUAUUAAAAUGACUCGACCUCUCCCAGCUGCAGGCGCGCUCUCAUUGGAGACCCCCUUCUUGGCACAGAGUGCUCAGAAAUAGUCGGGCCCUUGGAACGCGCUGCUUAGGCUGCUCCGAGGAGGUGCUUUUUCUCAAGGUUUGAAAAGAAUCACAGCUUCGAAACGUCCGUGGAGAAUGAGAGCGCCACAGGCAGAGCCGAGCUAAGAGGGUUUUCCAUGUGAGAGUCAGUGAGGGAUGAAUAGCCGAGCCUGUCGGGUGCCGUGUUCAUGCCCUGAGAACACACUGCGUCCCAUGCUCAGACCGUCCCCCGGGGAGGGGGGCGGCAGCGCCGGACGUGCUCCGUAGUGCUGCACUUUAUCCUGUGUGUGUGUUUCUAGAGUCGUACGAAUCAUGUGCUGUCUGUCUCCUUUAUGUACUUCCACAAGGGAUACACCAAAUACAGAAAGAGUCAGUCUAAAAGUUUUUGGCCAAGGAAGGAAACUCAAGUGUAAUAAUUCUCAUUUAUUUGAAGUGUAACUGAAAAUGCAUUCUCUGAUGAGCUGGGGCCCACACAGUUGUUUAUAUGUUCAGUUUUAAGCAGUCAUAGUGCUUGUUGGGAAUGUGUGGAAAGGGAGAGUGGAAGUGUUUUUACGCUUUUAAAUUAACCAAAAAUCCUCCAAAUUUGCCCUAGUCAGCUAUUUCGAAGUACCAUUUUUACCUGGUUAACAAUGUACAUUUUGAUAACCUGUCAGGAAUGAAUAAAGUAUUUUUAUUUAAAGGUAAAAUUGUUUUAUGCUUCCAUGAAUAUUUUGCUUUUCUUAGAGCAUAUUCAUAGAUGCAAUACUCUGAUUUAUCCCGAGAUACUUGGGAACACUUUCUCAAAGUUGAUUUUGGUUAAUAGCAAGUAAAUCAUUCCCUAGGAGUGAGAGGGAAAUUGUUCUCAAGUACUCAGCCUCCGACUUGAGGUUGAUCUAGCGGGAAGGAAGGGCAGGACUUUGCAUUCAUCCACUGUGGAAGGUUGCACAAUGACAUUUUCUGCAGUGGGGGGGAUAUCAUCGAGGCGAACUUAGAUUUCAGAACCACAUUUCAGUUUGGGGUUUGGAAAAUGAUGUUGAAUCAGUUUCAUUCUCUAAAUAUUGUAAACAAGACAGUGUAAACCAAAAAUCUGAACACUUAGAAUUUUUAAAAAUUGUGCUAAAUAACGCUUAUUAUUAUUUUGUUUCCUUUUUACUGCUGAAAAGCUUACAAGGGCAGUGCUCAGAGGAACGCCCUGUGUGA